This is a messenger RNA of Hipposideros armiger (great roundleaf bat), 5694 nucleotides long. RefSeq names its product collagen type XXIII alpha 1 chain (gene COL23A1). The transcript has 30 exons. The coding region runs from base 159 to 1862 and encodes 567 amino acids. NCBI's taxonomy places the organism in Eukaryota, Metazoa, Chordata, Mammalia, Chiroptera, Hipposideridae. The record is from RefSeq and is a predicted model, not a curated record.
GGAAGGGGGCGUGCGCCACGAUCCGCUGCUGCCCGGAGGCCAAGCCUUGCACCCGGCCGACCUCGUGCCUCGGGCUCUCAGCCUGUUCCACGCGCUCUCAGCCUACGACCCCAGCUCUGCACCUCUUCCUCGGACAGCCCAAGCGCGAAGAGCGCGCCAUGAGCCGGGGCGAGCGCAACGUCGGGGACGCGCGGACGGGCGGCCCGGCAGGCAGCGGCGGUGGUGGCGGGGGGCGCCCCGCGACGGCGGCCGGGACCUGGGCGGUGAGCGCGCUGUGCCUGCUGCUCUCCGUGGGCUCGGCGGCCGCCUGUCUGCUGCUGGGCGCCCAGGCGGCCGCGCUGCAGGGCCGCGUGGAGGCGCUCGAGGAGGAGCGGGAGCUGCUGCGGCGCGCGGGGCCGCCAGGCUCCCUGGCCGCCUGGGCCGAGCCGCACCUGGAGCGUCUGCUGCGCGAGAAGUUGGAGGGACUAGUCAAGCUCCGGACUGUUCGGGAAGCGCCGACUGAAUGUGCCUGCCCCCCAGGUCCCCCUGGACGGCGUGGCAAGCCUGGAAGAAGAGGCGAUCCCGGUCCUCCAGGGCAAUCAGGACGAGAUGGCUACCCGGGACCACUGGGUCUGGAUGGCAAGCCCGGACUUCCAGGCUCCAAGGGGGAAAAGGGUGCACCAGGAGACUUUGGCCCCCGGGGAGACCAAGGGCAAGAUGGAGUGGCUGGGCCUCCAGGGCCCCCUGGACCUCCUGGGGCCCGGGGCCCUCCUGGCGACACUGGGAAAGAUGGCCCCAGGGGAGCACCAGGCCCAGUGGGCCCCAAAGGAGAGGCUGGAAAAGACGGCGAGACGGGCCCGAAGGGACCGCCAGGGCCCAAGGGUGAGCCUGGUGUUCCUGGAAAGAAGGGGGAUGAUGGAACGCCAAGCCAGCCAGGGUUUCCUGGACCCCCAGGGCCCAAGGGUGAGCCAGGGAGCAUGGGGCCUCGGGGAGAGACCGGCCUGGAUGGUGGCCCCGGGCCAAAGGGGGAGCCCGGCCAGCGAGGUGCCGACGGAGCAACAGGGCCACGGGGUCCCCCGGGCCUCAAGGGUGAACAAGGAGACACAGUGGUGAUUGACUACGAUGGCAGGAUCUUGGAUGCCCUUAAGGGUCCUCCUGGGCCACCAGGGCCACCAGGGAUCCCCGGAGCCAAGGGCGAGCUCGGAUUGCCUGGUGCCCCCGGAAUUGACGGAGAGAAGGGUCCCAAAGGACAAAAAGGAGACCCAGGAGAGGCUGGGGCAACUGGACCCAAGGGGGAAGCAGGCAAGAUGGGCCUGUCUGGCCUCCCGAAGGACCCACCGCCUACCUCCCGAGGCCUCAGUGAUGGUGGAUUAAGAAGGCUCUGCCCAGUGGAAGCGAAUUGGCAGAUGGGUGCCCACGGCCCCAAGGGGGAGAAGGGAGAGCCGGCAUCUGACAACCUACAGGAAAGCCUGGCCCAGAUCAUAGUGGAGCCAGGGCCCCCCGGCCCUCCUGGUCCCCCAGGCCCCAUGGGCCUUCAGGGAAUCCAAGGUCCCAAGGGCUUGGAUGGAGCAAAGGGAGAGAAAGGCGAGUUAGGGGAGAGAGGCCCCAGUGGCCUGCCUGGGCCAGCUGGCCCGCUGGGCCUUAUUGGGCUGCCAGGAACCAAAGGAGAGAAGGGCAGACCUGGGGAGCCAGGAUUAGAUGGUUUCCCCGGACCCCGAGGAGAGAAAGGCGACCGGAGUGAGCGUGGAGAGAAGGGGGAGCGAGGUAUCCCCGGCCGGAAAGGAGUGAAGGGCCAGAAAGGCGAGCCGGGACCGCCAGGCCUGGACCAGCCGUGUCCUGUGGGCCCCGAUGGGCUGCCCGUGCCUGGAUGCUGGCAUAAGUGAUCCCCAGUACCCAGCUCACAACCUGUACAGAUCCUUGAGGACAUUUUUAAUUGUUGUAAAAACAAAACAGUAAUAUAUUGAUCUUUUUUCACGGGAUGCACUGCCUGUGACCUUUUAACCUUUGAGUAUGUGCCCAGUCCAGCCCCAGAAUGAUCAGAUCAGCAUGUGAAGCUGGCAGGACCAUGGACAGGCGGAUCAGGAAACUGUGUACCUGAGGGGCAUCCACAGGACUUGGCUCUUGCAGGAAGGAGACACAGGUGAAGGUACCUGCCUCAGGUGAGGCUGCCAAGACUCCAGGAGGUUGGGCCUUCAGUUCCCUGAUUAGCCAAGAAACUCUACUACCUAGCUGCCCUACAAGAGCCUGCCCCCUGCAGCUCCAGAGCCCCCAGGGCCCACCCAAGUCUUGGACGACCACUGCAGCUGCUCCUGACCUCUCUAGCCUCUGGACUCAGCCAAAGCCAGCUGCCCACACUCUCAGGCCCCCCUGGAGCCUGGGUUCUCCAGGGCAGGACAUGGCUGCCACCCAGGCCUUGCAGCUGGGCACUGGGGGCUGUGGAAAGCACCCUGAGCAAGUCUAGUUCUCACCAAGUUCAUUAGGCCUCAGGAAGCCAGCCUGUAUGAGAACACACGUCCUCUGGCCACGAGUGGAGGCCAAGCACUGUGAUCGCCACCACAUGGACCCAGCUGCAGGGAGCUCUGCAGUCCCAGAAUGUGGAGGACGGCAGGGCCCAGGCUGGAGUGGUUGCUGCCUCCUGUCCAUCUUGACACCACCCAGAGCAGGGAUGUGAUGGGACUUUGCCAGCCUGAGGAGACAGGCCUCCAGCUCAGAGUUUGGGUCUCACUGACCCCAAGUCUCCUACCCAGGAGAACUCUGGUCAGCUUGCCAAAAGUGGUCUUCCGGGUGAACUGUGUAGAUGAAGAGAACCUCCGGGCUGGGUCCCAGCCGGCCCCAGAAGGGGACCUGCAACCUGGGCAUCGGCGCUCUGCAUCUUGAGAAGCUUCCCCACCUCUGACAAGGGUCCCCAGCCACCAGCUCUGGCCCAGCUACUUGCCUCCCCUCUCUGUGUAGAUGGAUAUCACUGUGUGUAAUAAACCACCCAUUUGUGUCUGGGUGCACCUGUCCUUGCAGACUGCCCCUGGGGCACCUCGGGGUAAGAUUUCAGCCUGGCCGUUGCAAAGUGGGGAAGGACAGGGGGACUCAUCCUAGGUCAGAGCCACCCCAGAAACCGGAAGAAGUAGUUUAGGAUCAGGGCAGAUAGGAUUUGGAGUUAGGAAGACACAGUCUCAAGGCCUAGCCCUCCCACGUACAAGCUGAGCCCUCUGGCCAGUCACAUACAUCACUGAGCCCCUGUGAGCUCCUCUGAUGCAGUGACCAGUGACUGCUGCACAGCAAAUCAUCCCAAAAUUUGUUGCCUUAAAACAAUGAUCCUUUAUAUUUCUGUCUUACAAUUCUGGGGUUAAUGGGCUCAGCUAGGUGGUUGAUGCUGGCUGUCAGCUGGGAAAUCAGAUGACCAGAACACCUACCCGGGGCCUCUACAUAGAGUCUGGGCUCCUCACAGCAUGGCUGCUGGAUUCCAAGGGUCCAUGUCCCAGGUAUACCAGAUGGCAGCUGUGUCACCUUUUAUGGCUAAGCCUCAGAAGUUAUAUGGUGUCACUUCCUUCCACAAUCAGCAGUUGACCCCAAUUCAAGGGAAAAGUAUCAACAUCAUAUUUUAAAGAGAAAACAUAGGGUAGUAGAUCUUACUGCAGCAAUCUUAGAAUUCAACCUGCCACUUCAUCUGUAGAAAGGGACAGGGAUGCUUACAGUCCUACUAGUUAGUGAGGACCAACUGCAUGAAAUGCAAGAAGAACCCAGCACAGGUCAGGCACCUGGCAGCUCCCAUGAUUCUGAGUUCUCUCUCCCUCCUCCCCACUCCAAGACCAAAUAAGGGCCACAGUCUUGCAAAGCGUUUCUAUAUUUUUCAUCCCAACUGGUCCUUAUGACAACCCUGAGAGAGGGACCCAGCAAAUAUGCCCAUUUCACAGGUGACCAAACCAAGGACAUACAGGAUGGUCUAGACAAGAAGGGGCCAGCAGUGAUGGUGUCCCAGGCCUUCUCCCUCCAAGAAAUGAGGCCUAAGGAGGGCCGUAGUUUGGGUAGUCCCCCUAGACCCCACUAUGCAGCCUUCUCGCAAAGCAGAAGAGCCCCAGCCACUCACUGGCUAAGGAAGAGGAAUGUGUCGAGUCCUCACCUGUCUCCCUAAGUUGCUGGAGGUAAGUGGCAGGUCCACUGCUCUGAGUCACCAGGGAAGCCAGUAGUGUGAAAUAAAAGAGAAACACAGUGGGGCCGUGAUGACUGAUAGAGAUCACUGGCUGUCCAAGUGUCCUUUGGCAUUCCAGCAUAACCUCACAAGUCUACUGCACUCUACAGUUUGUAAUUCGCUCCUCUCUUCAUACAGGUACCUCAUAGAUCCCCCGAUAAGCCCUGGGAAGGAGGGGACCUAUGUGGUUGCUGUCAUUAUUCCCAUUUUACAUAUGGGGAAACUGAGGCUCUGAAGGAGUAGUCAUCUGCCAAGGGAUUCAUAACCAGGAUGUCUUUCCGAAAUUGCUUGCCAGAGCAGAGUCUGCUAGGCAAUACCAUGAUUGACAGGCAGACCUCUGUGGGGGUCGAAGCCACAUGUUCCCCCUUCACCAGAUAUCAAGGAGGUCCCUUUCCUGCUCCUUUGGGCAAGACAAGGCCAUUCAUGGCUCACUGCUGCCCCCUUGUGGCCUCACAAUGUAUCCUCAGGUCUGCAACCUUUUCAACAGCAAGCUUCAAAUUUUAGAGCCUGCAGAUUGCUCCAAGAGCUUGGAGUGGGGGCAAGAGACUAUAUAAGAGUGAAUGACUUGCUCAGGGUCCCAGCUGAGGCAUGGGCGAGUGCCCUGUCUCAUAGCUGAGUCUCAAGAACUGAGGGUUUCACGUUUCCCUGCCAAGAAGGGCAGCUCUGCCCCAAACUAUCCCCCUCCAGAAGAAAGGAAAGCACAUUUAUUGAGCCCUGCUAAAUAAGUGUGUGCCAGGCAACUAAACUAAUCACAAGAAUUCCUGCCGCCUUUUGCAGAUGAAUCUGAGGCCUGAGGGGUAGACUGACCCUGGUCCUCCUCCUGAUUCCUAAGCUAUGACAUGGGAUGCUUUGGGUUGUGACAAUGACUGGGGACACUCCUGGCAUUCAGUGAGCAGGGCCAGGUUAUCAAACAUCUGAAAUACAUUGACAGUCUGCCCAAUGAUGAAUCAUUCAUCUCACUAAGAAUGCCAAUGCUGCCCAAAUUGAGAAACACUAUGCUCUGGGUUAAAAUCUUGGCUCUGCCACUUCCUCCAUCUCCUGCUCUCUUGGCCUCCAGUGGCACUUCCAAGGCCGGGCUGAGAUCAUGGACAGAGGAGUGCUUAGCUUGGGGCCACAUACAGGAAGGACUAGGCUUUUCUGAGCAGGAAGGAGAGGCUUCCUGGUGUUAUCCUGCCCCUGUAGUAGAUACUCUUAGCCCAGAAGGUGACCCGUUUGGAGGCCUGUCCUGUCCUCCAACUGUAUUGUCUCCUGACCCUGGACAUCCUGGGAGUGGGUGAAAUGUGGGCUGGACCCUGAGGCAGGAAAACCCCUGGGCCAACCUGACUUCUCUGAGCUGCCCUGGGCCACCAGACAGGCUUGUGUUUGGGCUCAAGCCAGGGCCAAAUAUAGGCCCAAAGGUUUGUUGGUGGCCUCUACUACUUUUCUGAGGGUCAAGCCCCCUUCCCCUAUAUGUGGCAGGAAUUUUUAGUUAAUGUGGGAGGAAUCUUUUUUCAAGAAUCAUACAUAAGGUUCAGCUUUACAGUUAAAAGUAA